AUGCAGUCUGAAUUGAUGAGAUACACUAUUGUACAAACACGAUACAUUUGUGUCUCGACAUGAUGGCACGUCGCUAAGACGCACACCUACCGAGGGCGAUAAGACCUACACAGUACGCACCUACAAGUAGGUAGACUGCCCAAAUUCGCCGCUUAGGUACUUUACGCCUCGCGGCGCACGCCACUUUCGAGCCCAUCGAACUGCCCGCCACGCAACCUACAUACCUUUCCAAACCCCCGUGCACAAGUUCUCGAAGGGAAAAAAAAGGGGGCCCCGGUCCUACCGUUCCCACCCUUCCUCCCACCUCCCGCUCCCUGCGCACCAACAUGCCCUUUGCGCAGCUCGUCAUCGGCCCGCCCGGCGCCGGCAAGUCGACGUACUGCAACGGCAUGCAGCAGUUCAUGGGCGCCAUCGGCCGCAAGUGCUCGGUGGUGAACCUGGACCCGGCCAACGACCCGGCGCCGGUGCCGUCGGCGGCGUUCGCGGCGUACGAGCCCGCGCUCGACAUCCGCGACCUCAUCUCGCUCGAGAUGAUCAUGCGCGACGACGAGAUCGCGCUCGGCCCCAACGGCGGCGUGCUGUACGCGCUCGAGGAGCUCGAGGAGAACUUUGACGGCUGGCUGGUCGACGGCCUCCGCGGGCUCGGCGACGACUACGUCCUCUUCGACUGUCCCGGGCAGGUCGAGCUGUUUACCCACCACGGCAGUCUGAGGAGGAUCUUUGCCCGGUUGGAGAAGGUCGGAUAUCGUCUCGUGGUGGUCAACCUGAUCGACUCGUACGCCCUUACUUUGCCCUCGCUUUACAUCUCCACCCUCCUGCUGUCGCUACGGAGCAUGCUGCAGCUCGACUUUACCCACAUCAACGUCCUCACAAAGAUCGACAAUCUCAGCAAAUACCCCCCGUUGCCCUUUAACCUGGACUUCUACACCGAGGUCCAGGACCUGUCGUACCUGCUCCCUUACCUCGAGGAGGAGUCGCCAAUGUUCAAACAAGGUGGCAAGUUCCAGGCGCUGAACGAGGCGAUCGUCCAACUCGUCGAAGAAUAUGGAUUGGUGGGCUUCGAGACGUUGGCGGUCGAGGACAAAAAGAGCAUGAUGAGCUUGUUGCACACGAUCGACAGGGCGGGCGGGUAUGCGUUUGGCGGCGCCGAGGGCGCGAAUGAUUCCGUCUGGCAGGUCGCUGUCAGGGAGGGCCUGGGCAAGAUGGACGUGAGGGAUGUUCAAGAACGGUGGAUUGAUAGAAGGGAGGAGUACGAUGAGUUGGAGCAGAAGGAGUGGGAAGAGGAGCAGAAGCGGAGGGAAGAGGAGUGGGCCAAGAGCGGAGGGGCGAUGAUGGCAGUGGGCGAGGACGGAGAUGAGGGAGACAUGGACUUACCGCCGCUCAAGGAUGGUGGUGUAAAAGUCGUGCGGAGUGGGAAGAAGCCUUCAUGAUAUUCCGGGCGUAUGCUCCCGCUCAGAAGGAUGAUACCGACUCGACUCUGCCCUCCAGUGGGCAUUGCCGGGUGCAAUGUAGUCGGCCGGCUGCUGCGGUUGCGGCGAGAGCUAUGGCAGACACAACAGCCAUGAUGAGGGAGCCCGGACAACCUGGAUUGUCGCGGGAAAGGUGCCGUCGUGUGGUGUUCUGGAUCUCUGCAUCACUUCACGAUUUGACGGUCUCUGCAGACGUCGAUUGCUCGAUGAGGUGCUCCGCUGUAUCGUUAGAUAGCCAAUGUUUCUUCAACGAGGAACUCUUUUCCUCAACCAGAA
Messenger RNA from Cladophialophora immunda, 1745 nucleotides. RefSeq lists its product as uncharacterized. Gene Ontology annotation, cellular component: cytoplasm. The record is from RefSeq and is a predicted model, not a curated record. Gene Ontology annotation, molecular function: GTPase activity. Bases 327 to 1430 code for a protein of 367 amino acids. Lineage: Eukaryota; Fungi; Ascomycota; Eurotiomycetes; Chaetothyriales; Herpotrichiellaceae. The transcript has 2 exons.